AUGUCCAAGCCCGUUGGCAUCCCUCCACGCACCCCCAUCAAGUCGUCUUCCUCGACACAGACAGCCAGGAUGAGACCCGACCACAGAAGCAGAUCGGCACGCUCGUCACAGAGCCAUGAUGCCAGGGCUCUGCCGCCCGCCGUUGCUGCCUUGCUCGCCGUCACAGCCAUUCCCAAGAUGCCUGCUCGCCGCCGGCUGCGCUCCACCAUGGACAGGCGCAUAUCCAUGGAUGAGCUGAUACAGGAGUGGAAGCAGGAGGACCCAGACACGCCGCCCUCGCUCUCGGGCUCUCCCAUGGACCUGCUGCUCGGUCGCGUCGACGAGUCGGACGACGAGUACAGCAGCAUCACAAGCGGCGAUCACGAAAAGGGCUCCUACCUGACGUCGAGGUCCAUUUCCAGCGACUCCAUCUCCUCCACGCUGCCGCCCUCGCUCGACUACGAGAAUCCCUCGUACGCAUCCCAUUGGGACAACAUCAGCACACCCGAGUCAAUUGGCCGAAAGUCGCUGCCCGAACGCAAGGAAAAGAUUGUCUCGUCCCCGCCCAAGGAAGACUGCAUUCUCGACCACCCGCUGCUUCACUACGGACCCGACGAGUGCGAGGACAUCAUCGCCGCCGCCGACAUGAACGACACGACGCCGCCGCCGCCGCCUCCAACGGAGCGAUUCCGAUCGUUCAAAUCUAACCUCACAGCAUCCCUGCAAGCACUCAAAUCCGCGGCCAAAUCCUUCUCCAACUUUACAGCCCCCAGCGUACCCCCGGACGACUUUCUCACGCGAUCACUCUUAUCGCCUAGGUUCACGAGCGAGAUGCGCCCGAAGCACCUCGAAGGCCUGCCCUCGCCCGAAUUGCGACGCUAUCUCAACCCGCAGCCCGCGCCCAUUUCACCCACCGAGUUGACCAUGCAUCUCCACGACUCCUUCGCGCUGGAUACCGACGUCGACCCCCACGCGCCUAUGAUUCAAAUGCAGACGUAUGAGCGUCGCGGUAGGGGACAAAAGUCGCGCCGUAGUCGCACCGCGGAUCCGUUUUCCGAAGCCGGACGGGUCCUGUCCAAUGACGCACCUGCCGUUCGCCAGCGCGAGCCUCGCGAGAACAGCGACUUUCUACGUGUCAUUGUCCUGGAAAUGAACAUGCGCCGCGUCGGCAAGCUCGACACAAAGGCUGUCGGAAAGGCUCGUAUUUGGCUCCCACCGCGCAAGCCGGCCUCCAACAGGCCCCCGCCUCAGGAUACGGAAAGCCGCGUCCCGCUCCGAUGGACUCCAGUCACGGCACCUUGA
Exserohilum turcica Et28A is the source of this 1281-nucleotide messenger RNA. RefSeq lists its product as uncharacterized. The coding region runs from base 1 to 1281 and encodes 426 amino acids. The transcript has a single exon. The record is from RefSeq and is a predicted model, not a curated record. NCBI's taxonomy places the organism in Eukaryota, Fungi, Ascomycota, Dothideomycetes, Pleosporales, Pleosporaceae.